AUGAUGGAUGUUGUCUCAGGGAUAGGCGGGACGGACGGAGCGCCGUUGGUCAGCAAGAGUCCUCAACAUGAUGCAACCGAUGCAGACGGUGAAGAUGAUGUGGCUGUUGGCGACGACGACGACGUCACUGCUAGAGUCGGAGCACUCCAUGUGGCGCACGCGCCUGGUCUCAAGUCGACCUUCACAGGCACCUGCCGCGAUCUCGAUGCCGAUCUCGGGCGGCUAAGCGAGGUCUACGGGACGACGACAAUCGUGUCGUUGCUGCCGCGGACCGAGGCUCAGCGACUGACCAUUGGGCCACGAAUCGAAGCAGAAGCUGCCGCCGCUGUGGGCAUGAAGCUCCUCCGGUUUCCGAUUGUCAACGGCGGCAUUCCCGACGAUAUGGCAGUGUUUUCCGACUUUGUCGAUGCUCUUGUUGCCCGCAUGCUCGCCGGCGAACGACUGCUGGUCCACUGCCGUGCCGGCUACGGACGGGCAGGUAUGGUCGCUGUGGCCAUGCUCCUCCGAUCCGGAGCUUGCACUAGCCUCGCUGCCGCCAUCGCCCACGCCCGCCGCAAGCGGCCAUCAUCUCGCACCCGCAUGGUCGAGAACGAGAGGCAGGAAGCAUUCCUCGCCGACUACGCCACCGCCGCAGGCCUGCUUCUCGAGUAA
Thecamonas trahens ATCC 50062 is the source of this 651-nucleotide messenger RNA. RefSeq names its product dual specificity protein phosphatase. NCBI's taxonomy places the organism in Eukaryota, Apusomonadida, Apusomonadidae. The record is from RefSeq and is a predicted model, not a curated record. The transcript has a single exon. Gene Ontology annotation, molecular function: protein tyrosine phosphatase activity. The coding region runs from base 1 to 651 and encodes 216 amino acids. Gene Ontology annotation, biological process: protein dephosphorylation.